This is a messenger RNA of Vombatus ursinus (common wombat), 379 nucleotides long. Its product is annotated as cytochrome b-c1 complex subunit 9. Lineage: Eukaryota; Metazoa; Chordata; Mammalia; Diprotodontia; Vombatidae. Gene Ontology annotation, biological process: mitochondrial electron transport, ubiquinol to cytochrome c. Bases 29 to 220 code for a protein of 63 amino acids. The transcript has 2 exons. The record is from RefSeq and is a predicted model, not a curated record.
CGCGCGGGCGAGGCCGAGCCGGCGAAAGAUGGCGUCUCCGUCGAUGCUUGGGCAAGUGUACUCGAUCUUGUUCCGCAGGACGUCCACCUUCGCGCUCACCAUCGCCGUGGGCGCCUUGUUCUUCGAGCGCGCCUUCGACCAGGGCGGCGACGCCAUCUACGACAGCAUUAACCAAGGGAAGCUGUGGAAGCACGUUAAGCACAGGUGGGAGGAGAAGUAGCUGCUGACGCCAGGCGCGAGCUCAGGCCACGGGACGGAUCCACGGCCGGGGAGAAGGCCCAGUCAGACCUGCACGGACGUGUUCAUGGCAUUCGUCACUCCACCUCUGCUCCAUCUGUUCCGAGAGCCGGCAAAUAAAGAGGAUGUGAAUUAUCUGUGA